AUGGAGCCGCCGAGCGUGCAAAACAUAGGAUACUACAAGGUGUGGGAUGCCAGCAAUGGGCAAUGCGUACAGACCCUCGAGGGCCAUAGCUACUGGGUCUGCAUCAACCUCCAAGGUGAACUUGUCGGAAUGUUGAAAGCUGGCGACGAAGCUUACGGCACUGGGACAAUGACGCUUAUGGUAGAUAUCUUCGACGACAUCCAGAAUUUCAGAGGUGCUACUAAAGUGCGCAUUGCCCCAGAGCCAGUUCCUUGA
Penicillium bovifimosum is the source of this 255-nucleotide messenger RNA. RefSeq lists its product as uncharacterized. The transcript has 2 exons. NCBI's taxonomy places the organism in Eukaryota, Fungi, Ascomycota, Eurotiomycetes, Eurotiales, Aspergillaceae. The record is from RefSeq and is a predicted model, not a curated record. Bases 1 to 255 code for a protein of 84 amino acids.